AUGUCAUCGCUUGCAAAAACUGUCAUCGCGACGGGCACCUCGUCAGGCCUGGGAUUCGAAGCGAUUAAGCAACUGUUGCAGCAGACAACGCCCUAUAGUUUCAUUCUGGGGGUCCGAGAUACAGAGAAAACCCGUCUGGCGUACGAUGAUCUAAAAUUCGAUACUUCAAAGCACAGCGUGUCUGUUUUACCCCUGGAUUUGCUGAAUCUCAAGAGCGUGCAGUCCUUCUCCAAGCAAGCGCUAUCUGAACUAGGUGAAAGGCCAUUGAACUAUUUGUUCCUUAUUGCAGGAUAUCUCUCUGGUGCCGAGGGACCGGGUCCACAUGGCUCGAAAUGGUGCGACUCGUACGUGGUCAAUCAUCUGGCCCAGCAUUACUUGACUCACCAAUUCGCCGAGACUCUUGCUGCCUCGCAGUCACGCAUUGUGGUCGUAUCUUCCGGCGCAGUUCGUAACGUCAGGGGCGGCGACGCAGUUACCCUUGACAUCGACCUCAAGGCAGAUUCCGGCGCAAAUGGAAGAGUGGUAUACAGCGCGUCCAAAUUCACCCAGCUAUUAGGCGCACACUACUGGCGUCGCAAUCUCCCGACUUGCAAAGUCGUCGCUGUCUCGCCUGGCCUCAUCCCCAAUACCAAGCUUGCGCAGCAUGACAGCUUGAGAUUGACGAUGGAUAUGCCGGAUGCGAAGACUGUUCCCGAGGGUGCCCGGAAUAUUCUCCGCGCUGUGACUGCUGAUGAUUUGCCCGCUGAUCCGGAACAGAUUUUCCUGACUAGCUGGGGUGAAUGGUGGCCGAAGGAUGUUUAUGCGCUGAGUCUUGAUGCGGCGUUGCAGGAUAGAUGGUGUCCUAGUAAAGAGGAGAUUGAACGGUCGGAGCCGAUUUUUCAAGAAUAG
This is a messenger RNA of Penicillium paradoxum, 888 nucleotides long. Its product is annotated as Short-chain dehydrogenase/reductase SDR. Bases 1 to 888 code for a protein of 295 amino acids. NCBI's taxonomy places the organism in Eukaryota, Fungi, Ascomycota, Eurotiomycetes, Eurotiales, Aspergillaceae. The record is from RefSeq and is a predicted model, not a curated record. The transcript has 5 exons.